Cucurbita maxima (winter squash) is the source of this 1101-nucleotide messenger RNA. RefSeq lists its product as uncharacterized. Bases 38 to 712 code for a protein of 224 amino acids. Gene Ontology annotation, cellular component: mitochondrial matrix. Lineage: Eukaryota; Viridiplantae; Streptophyta; Magnoliopsida; Cucurbitales; Cucurbitaceae. The transcript has 3 exons. The record is from RefSeq and is a predicted model, not a curated record.
AGCUAUAACAAAAUCGAGUGGCGGCCGAGAUUGAGGCAUGUUGGAGAGUGAGAGGACGCCGCUGGGAGAAGGGACAAGUAGAGGAAUGCCGAGGGCUAAUCAAAUAUUCCGCAAGGCUCGUAAAGCCCUUCAUGAUCUCGACCUCCUCAAGAUUUUGCAAUCGGAGAUAAACCACGAGCUUUCUUCCACUUCAUUUCAGAACCAUGAACAAAAGGGCAGUUCCAGCGAUUUCGCUGUGGAACAUGAUUCGCUCAAAUCCCGAGACGUGGUGUUGCGGCGAAAAUUGGAAUCGGGUGAGGAGAUCGCAAUUUCUGCCCUAUCGGGUCCUCUCAUUUUUGGACGAGAAGGGGCUUUUUCGAGGGAGAUUUUGAUGAAGAUUUGUGUGAGUAAGCCUGGAGUUAACUCCCUCUUGCAGUUUGAUUGUGGGGUUUCAGAGGAUGGUCAUGGUGGAUCUCCUUUCAAAAUCUACAAUGCCUAUUAUCUUCAAUCAUCUGCUUGUUUGGGCCCUUCUGUUUACAGAGGCCCUUUGUUCAGCUCGUUAGAUCCCGAGUUACAAAAAGCACUCAAGGGAUUCCUAAUCAGUAGAGGUGUUGAAGAAAGCCUGACCGACUUCCUUCUCAUUCACCUGCAUAAAAAGGAGCAAGGUCAGUAUUUGAAUUGGUUGCAAAAUGUCGAAUCUUUGAUCGCAAAAAGACAACAAAACGAACUUUAACAACUUCACUUGGUAGCAUAGAUACCUGAUUUUCAUAUGGGAAGAGAAUGCCUGAUUAUAAGCGCAGGCUUUGAUCAUUUAGAUUGAUUGCUAAAUGAGAUAUUUCUUUCAUUCUGCUUGCAUUUUGUGUUUCUGCAAGUGAAUCCUGUUUCUUGCACUUGGAACAUUCUUGACAGAUUUGUUUGUCAGAACAAACAUGUGGUACUCGUUUAGUUAUGAGCCAAGGGUUCUAUAUCGAUGUCUCAAAUGAUUAUUGGAACUCAUUGAGCUAUGACAACAAUCUUAUGUAGCUCAUAAUGCAGGUUUAUUGAAUUUUGUAGCCUAUAAUGAGUUGUUUUUGUUUCAAAAGAAGUUUAUGCUCUUAUGGUAAUAAGAGAAAAAGAAUUGAU